AUGGCAUUGGCUCAGCCCAAUAUCAACUCCUUUCAAAUUGGCUUAUUCGCCACUCAUACCAUCAACUAUGUGGAUCUAAAAGCGAUACUUGAUGAGCAAUAUGAAAUCCCAUCCGGCUUCACCACACAUAGUAACGAUCCCGACGCUUACAUCUUCGGUCGCGUGGGAAAGCAUAAUAUCGUCAUUUCAUUACCACCCCGAGGCUCUACAAUUCAAGUUGCGCACAGAGCUCCACACCUAAUUUGCUAUCUGAAAUCCUUUCGAGUUGGUCUUUCGAUCGGUAUAGCAGAUGGACUCGGUAAAGUAAAGGGCGGUAUGAAACAAGGCGACGUUCUCGUGAGUCACUUAAUGCAGGAACAAGACGGAACAAAGUAUCGCCACAACAACUUUGGUAAUAAGAUUCCGUCUGUCCUCGCCGGAGCCGUCCUUCGUGUGCAGACUCGUCAGGAAAUGUACGGUCCCACGAUCCCCGAAUCCCUGACAAAAUACGUGCCUCGAGAACCUAAAACUUACGACGGGACCGUCGUAUCGUGCAAAAAUUCUAUGAUAAUAAGACAGAUGCGGGAAGUGAUCACGGACCAGAAAUUUUUGUGCUCUCGGGACGACGAAGAAGAGUUCUUUUGCUUUGAGCAAGAAGGCGAGCCGCGCCUAAGCACCUCCGUUUCCUGUCUUGUGGUACGAGGGAUUUGCAUCUCAAAUAAUAUGCAACGGCAUGCCUCAGCCACCGCCACUGCGUAUACCAAGGAGCUCCUGAUCCAUAUGCCAAAGGAGGAUGUUCGAAAUUCUAGACUAGUGUGGGUUGAUACUGCAGGGCGGUAG
This is a messenger RNA of Penicillium macrosclerotiorum, 819 nucleotides long. RefSeq lists its product as uncharacterized. Gene Ontology annotation, molecular function: catalytic activity. Lineage: Eukaryota; Fungi; Ascomycota; Eurotiomycetes; Eurotiales; Aspergillaceae. Bases 1 to 819 code for a protein of 272 amino acids. The transcript has a single exon. The record is from RefSeq and is a predicted model, not a curated record. Gene Ontology annotation, biological process: nucleoside metabolic process.